Messenger RNA from Caenorhabditis sp. 36 PRJEB53466, 4557 nucleotides. Lineage: Eukaryota; Metazoa; Nematoda; Chromadorea; Rhabditida; Rhabditidae. The record is from the annotation of a GenBank genome assembly.
AUGGCAAUUUUCUGCAAACUAGCGGGAUUAUCCAGUUUAUUGAUCAGGAGUGCUGUGCAAAAUGGCAAAAAUUCGUGGGUUUUUGAAUUUCCUGUGGCAAAAAAUGUUUCCGCACAAUUUAGGUGUCUAAGAAAUCAGAAAACUGUCCAAAUUUCAGCUACUCCACGAUCACACGAAUAUCAUGGCUUCACAAGCCGAUUUCGCGAUCGCAAAUCGUGAAAACGUGGAGAAUUUGUGGAUUUGGCACCGGAUUGGCGGCGGUCACCUUCAGGAGAGCAAAAUGUGCUCCGAAAUUGAGUAAACGAAUCGAGCAUCUGCGAAAAGAGGAUCAGAGUGCCGGAAUGACCUUCUGGGAGCUCUGGCAACUUGUCAAACCGUUUUUCGGAUGGUUUCUCGCCGCUGUCGUGGUUAGGAUAUGGCUUUGUUUUUUUUUUUUUGAAAGAAAAUGCGGGGAGGGGGGGGGACUCAAAAUCCGAAGAACUACUGAACCGAUUCGAAUGUCGAACCUUUUUUUUCAACAGUAUGUCACAGAAAACAUAGAGUCAAGCGUCCCACCACCAAUCAAGAGAUCGACGGAAGAGGGUCCGCUCAUCGGAAAAAAACAGAGACACAAAUGACGAGAAAAACAAGCGAGUACCACAUAUAUAGUGCUAAGCGCGCGCGCGUACGCGCGACGCGCCGCGUUGCGGUGCGAGACGGCAGGCAGGCAGGCAGGAAGAGGAGGAGGAUCGAGAGGACCGAUCUGCCGAGCGAUCGGCCAAAAACAGAGCGACUGCGUUGCGUUGCGGCGCUUGCGCGAGCAUUGCUGUCUGGGAAAUGGACCGGUUGACACGCGUGUCGCAGAGAUGAAAGUGUGUUCGGGUGACACGUCAAUCAUAAGUUGUAGUUUCUCCCGACGGUCCGUCCGUCCCGAGGAUUUUCGUUUUUUUUUCGGCCGAUCGCUCGGCUGGACUGCCUUCCCGAGAGCGAACGUUCAAAUUGGCGAGCCGUUAUGACCGGAGUGUCGUUGGACGCAACGGUAUUAUAGGGGCACCGCACAGAAAUGGCGCUCUGUUGAGAAACUGUUUUUGCAGUGCAAAUUGAGCGACCUCGGGGCCGAGUCUGAAAAGUUAGGCCACAUUUUCAGUGGAAAAUUAGUUAGCGGCCUAGAAAUUCGGCCAGAUUGCGAACAGCGCGCCCUUUCCGGUAUCAGUCUGUAGCUAUCGGUCACACGAACAAUCGUGAGCCGACUGAUUUGCUUGAAAAAUGAAAAUUCGCCCUACGCGUGCCGUUUGAAAAUUCAAAAUUUCGCGCCAAAAAACGCCCGCGAAAAUUUUGUGAAGACAUCUGUUCCGCCGAUCUUUGGGUGUUUUUGCUGUUGUGUUCGAUGGACUCUGCACCGUUUUUUCUAGUGUUUUCCCUUUAAUGAAGCAGUGAAAAUUGUUCUCGCGUCAUUUUCUCAACAAUUUUUAUUCUUUUUCAGUGCGCGAUUCUCUCGGCCUACAUCAACAUUCAAAUUCCGUUGUGUUUGGGCGAUUUGGUGAACGGAAUCGUCGAGAUCAUAAAGAAUGAGUCGAAGAAUCUGCGGUCACACUUGGAUCAGCUGCGGCCGGCGGCGGGCCGGCUCAUGGCCAUGUACGUGGUCCAAUCCGCGCUCACCUUCCUCUACAUCACGUUUUUGACGGUGCUCGGCGAGCGGAUGGCCACCAAAUUACGCUCGGAUCUCUUCCGCAAGCUCCUUCACCACGACAUGGCCUUCUUCGAUUCGCAUGUCAGUUUCGGCGAUUUUUUUCAAAUGUUCACACGUUUUUUUUGUUGUUGCAGAAAAGCGGAGAGCUGUCGGCGCGGCUGAACGCGGACGUUCAAGAAUUCAAGAGUUCGUUCAAAAUGUGCGUGAGCCAGGGACUGCGCACGUUCGCCCAAACGGUCGGAUGCAUCGGAUCCCUCUGGUUCUUGUCGCCCACGAUGACAAUGUACACGGUCGCCGUCGUUCCGGCCAUCAUUCUCACCGGCAGCGCCGUCGGGGCCGGUCUGCGGCAGUUGAGCAGGAGGUCAGCAAGAUGUAAAGUGUAUUGGAAGAAAUGAAAAAAAAAAGUGCGCAGGCUUGUAGGAUUCCAGGCUAGGGCCAGUGAAUAUCAUCCAAUUGCAAAUCGUUUCGCGUCUUGAAAGACUGAACAAAGUUUCCAAAUUUCAGAGCGCAAGCGCAAUCAGCGACAGCUUCGGCAGUUUCAGACGAGGCGCUCACCAACAUGCGAACGGUUCGCGCGUUUGCAAUGGAGAAACUCGAGUCCAGGUAUAAAUGUAUCUCAGUUGUCGGUGGAGAUAUCCCAAAGUGGUCAACUGAAAUUCAUAAUUUUCUAAUGAACAUUUUGUGAGUUGACGACUUUUUGAUAUCUCCACCGGCAGCCGAGAUACGACGUUUUGAAUAGAGAUAAUUUAUAAUACAUCGAAUGAUAAUGAUGUGAAUUCAGCUUUUUGACGUGAAAAAUAAGGUUCCAGACUGUUCGACUCGGAACUGGACAAAGCGCGGGCGAUGCAAGAGCAACUCGGAGUGGGAAUCGGAGUUUUCCAGGCGGGAACCAAUCUGUUCCUCAACGGCAUCAUCCUUUCCGUGCUCUACGGAGGAUCCAACCUCAUUUCAAAGGUUUUCCUACUUUUUCGAAUUUUUUCCAUCUUCUCUCCCACUUUUCUUCUAGUCUGAAGUCGGCGGAAUUAAGAAAAAAGUUUGAUGCAGGGUGAGAUGACGCCCGGCGCCCUGAUGAGUUUCCUCGUGUCGGCGCAGACGAUUCAGCGCUCGCUCAGCCAAUUAUCGAUUAUUUUCGGGACGGCGAUCAAAGGAUGGACCGCCGGCGGGCGUGUCCUUCAAUUCGCCCGCUUGGAACCGUCGAUCGCGUUGGAUUCGGGCGUCUGCAUUCCCUAUCACACUCUCUGGGGCGACAUCCAGUUCGAGAACGUCUCUUUUGCCUAUCCGACACGGCCUGGACACACGGUACGCCGGUUUUGGAUAUCUAUAAAAAUUCGACUUGUUCUAGACUUUAUUUUCAGGUCUUUGAAAACCUGACACUCACGAUUCCGGCCGGACAAGUUGUCGCUUUGUGUGGACCAAGUGGAGAAGGUGAAGAACUGAAAGAAAACAUCAGACUUGCCAAAUUACGGGCCGGCCCGGGCCGAAAAAUUUGCUGGCCCGGCUCAAAAAGUCGCGAAUUCAAAUUUUUUUGGGGAAAUCUAUUUUUUUCGUUUUUUUGCGGGGAUCAAAAUUUAAAAAGUGCUGAAGAGGAUAAUUCAAAAAUUGAAGCAGAAAAAAAGAUCACUCAGUUCAACGAGAAAAAGCUCUCCAGCAAUCAAGUUGCGAAAAUCACGGAUGCAACUGCGAAGUUCUGUCUGAGAAGUGGAAAGUCGUUCAAGUUUUGCUUUUUUAUGCUCGAUACUUGCAAAAUUCGUUAGUUCUACGAAAAACAAACAUUUUAUUUAAUCAAUAGUUCAAAAUUUGGAUUCCCGCUUUUUGAACCGGGCCGACCGGGCCGGAGUUUUGACAAUUUCGGCCCGGCCCGGCCCGGCCCGUGGCAACUCUGGAAAACAUUGCUGUCUUCAAGAAACGCAUCAAUGCUUUGACUUUUUCUUGAUCUUAUUGAUCUAAAUAUGUUUUUUUUUCCAGGAAAAAGUACGAUAACGCAUCUGCUCGAGCGUUUCUACGAGCCGAAAUCGGGUCGAGUGACUUUGGACGGAAAAGAUUUGAGAGAACUGAAUGUGGAAUGGCUGCGCGGACAGGUCAUCGGGCUCAUCUCGCAAGAGCCCGUCCUCUUCGCCACGUCUGUCGAGGAGAACAUUCGGUACGGACGGCCCGACGCCACCGACGAAGAGGUACGGGUUUCUCCUAAAUCGCAUCCUCUGUCCACUAGCUCUUAUUCAGGUGCUUGCGGCGGCUCGAGCGGCUCACGUCGAUGAAUUCGUCUCGAGAUUCCCGAACGGCUACGCGACGGUCGUCGGCGAGAGAGGAGCACAGUUAUCGGGUAAGCACUUAUUGUUUUUGUUCAGCAUUCCGUCUUGAAGGUUCGAGUUGUAGCUCUAUUUUGCAAGAUUACUAGUACUUAUUCGGACUAUCUAGUUUUAAGUUAUCAUAAUAACUAAUUGAAAUAAGGUGCCUCGCGUGUGUGCUGAAGAAAAAUUGAAGAAGAUCCGAGUAGAAGCCGAAUUUCAAAGCAAACUCUUCGUUUUGCAGGCGGUCAGAAGCAGCGAAUUGCGAUCGCGCGCGCCAUCCUCAAAAACCCGCCGAUUCUGAUUCUGGACGAGGCGACGUCCGCCCUGGAUUCGCAAUCGGAGCAACUGGUGCAGGAGGCGCUGAACACGGUCAUGAAGGGACGCACCGUCCUUGUGAUCGCCCACCGGCUGAGCACGAUCCGAACCGCCCAGCUCAUUUAUGUGAUUAAGGAUAAAAAGGUAAAAAAAAGCGAUUGAGAUUUUUCCACGAGAAGAGACGAAUUGUUUUAGGCGUUGGAAAGCGGAACGCACGAACAGCUGAUGGCCAAAAAAGGAUCGUUGUACAGAAGAUUGGUGGAGGCGCACAAUGUCGAUUCUUAG